CAUAAGUUGACACUAAGCGGCCCUUCAGUCUCGACUUCAGACAGGUUCAUAUUAACUUUUUCAAGUCUUAGACCAAGGAAGCGACUCACAGCACCGCACCGACUUCAGGCAGCAUCCUUCGAGCAGUCAUCCCCAGGAUUUUAAAGAUGACAAGCAGUACUAACGGAUCAACCUCAAAAGGAAAGACUACAGAUCCUGAGCGCAUUCGUAACAACCAGCGACGUUGUCGCGCGCGCCAGAAAGAAUACAUCGCAAGCCUCGAGGAUAAGAUCCGUCAAUACGAAAACGGCAAUAUGGAAUCUGCAACCGAUCAAAAGCUAGAGCAGCUAGAAACAGAAAACAAGUCGCUCAAACGACUCUUACAGUCUCUGGGGUUGCGCGAUGACUUUCUCAAAGUUUACAAUAAUGCGGCCCACAUCGCUCCAAAUAUUUCGCGGGUUCUACUAGAUAACGAAAGUGGUUCCCAAGUCAAACUCUGCUCGCCUCAUUUCCUGUCUAUGAAUAGUCUACAGCCGCACUUGACACAAAUCAUGAGCCACGAAGAACAAGCACAAUGUACACCUGGAUCAUUAGGUCCAGAUGUCAUAGCUUCAACUCAGAUGUCUCGAGAUUCGCUCCAACUCGCUUCACCUCUCUCAUGGGAGCUUCCCACCUUUCCUACUGCUUCAACUUCUGCCUCGGAGUUGCUGCAGACGGAUGUCCAUGCUGAAGGCGUUGGUCAGUUGACUAUGGAUUCUUUGAUGAUACAAGCAUUUAGUAGUGCAGUACCCGCAGAAAAUGUAUCAGACACGACGACUCUCUGCUCCUGGGCCUUUUCGCUUGUUCUUAAGAAUAACUUGAAAGGUUAUAGCGCCGCAGACUUGGAUCUCAAGCUUCGCGCAGGAUACAGGCAUGGUGCCACACCAACUGAGGGUUGCCGCAUCGAUAACAAAAUAUUACUCACUGUCCUUGCGGAAGUCUCGUAGAACUCGACCCAGUAAUUCCGGUACGCUGGUGAUGAAUCAUAGUGAUAUUCUGUAAGUUGGUCUAGCGUGUUCACUCGCCAGGCAGAUUGUGCAAUUGAUGGCUGAUGGCGAUUUUAUUUGGAGAGCUUGGGAUUUCAUUGCAUAAUGUAUUGGAUAAGUGCACAUAUUCUGCACUUUCCGUUCCAACACCAUUUCUAACACAAAGCUACAAGCCUCAUCUAAUCUUUGCAUGAUACCGUUAGGAAUUGGUAAAUUAGGGGUACGGCGCCGACGAUGUGAUGGCAGCCUUUCCACCCUACAAGACUUCUACAAGCCGUGCUUCUCUCGACGGGGGCAAUUUCU
Cucurbitaria berberidis CBS 394.84 is the source of this 1307-nucleotide messenger RNA. RefSeq lists its product as uncharacterized. Gene Ontology annotation, biological process: regulation of DNA-templated transcription. The transcript has 3 exons. The record is from RefSeq and is a predicted model, not a curated record. Gene Ontology annotation, molecular function: DNA-binding transcription factor activity. Lineage: Eukaryota; Fungi; Ascomycota; Dothideomycetes; Pleosporales; Cucurbitariaceae. The coding region runs from base 147 to 965 and encodes 272 amino acids.